GAUGGAUAUUGAGGCAAUUGCACAGAUUGCAGGUCUGCUCAAGCAUCUCACGGAGCAGCAGCAAAUAAUCAUGCAGAAGCAGCAGCAGAUCCUUCUCAGCACCAGUUGCAUUCAUCUUGCAAUGGAGGCACGAGGCUUCAGACCAACUGCUGACUCCGCGAUGUUCCCCUCAACGUUCUGCCAGCAGGCUAGCUACCAGCAAGCUAACCUUGCUAAUGCCAGCCCGACGGGAUUUCUAGGACUUUUGCAUUCGCCCAGUCAAGAACCAGGGUUGGGGUUACAAGGUAGAUGUAGCACAAUGUUCGAGGCAAGGAGCACUCAUUCGUCAGGGAGUGAAGACGGGCUUGCAGGAGGUCAAAGAGGAAGCUUGCAACAGAACAUAAUGGCGACAGACAGUGUAAUCGGCUUGCGAUCGGCGCAUCAACUUGCAGCGGAACUUGAAGCCAAUCGCCAGACCGAUCUUAACGCCAGAAUACAGAACUUGUCCACGAUGUUAGCAACGUGUCAGAAACUUCUUGGGCAGAAUAAAUGAUCCGAUGAUCCGA
Messenger RNA from Guillardia theta CCMP2712, 545 nucleotides. RefSeq lists its product as hypothetical. Lineage: Eukaryota; Cryptophyceae; Pyrenomonadales; Geminigeraceae. The annotation marks the transcript as partial. The transcript has a single exon. The record is from RefSeq and is a predicted model, not a curated record.